Vigna radiata var. radiata (mung bean) is the source of this 1021-nucleotide messenger RNA. Its product is annotated as DNA-directed RNA polymerase I subunit RPA12-like. Gene Ontology annotation, biological process: termination of RNA polymerase I transcription; DNA-templated transcription. The transcript has 6 exons. The coding region runs from base 311 to 784 and encodes 157 amino acids. Gene Ontology annotation, cellular component: RNA polymerase I complex. Gene Ontology annotation, molecular function: nucleic acid binding; zinc ion binding; DNA-directed RNA polymerase activity. Lineage: Eukaryota; Viridiplantae; Streptophyta; Magnoliopsida; Fabales; Fabaceae. The record is from RefSeq and is a predicted model, not a curated record.
AGUGCCCUCAUCUCAAUUUUUUUUUUUGGCUUUUUUUGGUCUCUCAAUUAUUCCACACAUAGAGCACCCCGCUCGUGCUUUCCUCUUCCUCUGUCCAGCACACACAGAGGCACAUAGCCGCUUUUCCCUCUCCCUUUGCUUUCGUCCUCCUCUUUCCAUCGUCACACACAGGAGCGAGAUUUCGCACCGCAGCCACAGCUUCGCAAAGGUGGUGCAUUCUGUCUCGAGGGAGCUUCAUUCAAGGCUCGAGCACUAGCGCCGCCAGUAUACACAAACACGCACCCAGUUUUCGCUCACUGCAGUGACGUGAAUGUUAGAAAUUGUAAAAAAGUGUUUCAUCCUCGUUUCGUCAGUAUACGUUAGGGUUUUUGCAGCUUCGUCCUCUGUAUUCUCUGCGCUACACACAAAACUGUGUAUUUCACCUCCAAAAUCGAUGGCGUAUUAUUACUCUAGACUCGAUUUCUUUUGCCAUUUGUGUGGGACAAUGCUAAUUGUUCCUUCCAGUGAGUACGCCCAAUGUUCUUUGUGCAAAACUCUCCAAGACAUACAAGAUAUUCGUGAUAAGGAAAUAAGUUACACAAUUACUGCUGAGGAGAUCAGAAGAGAGCUUGGAAUGGAAAUAAUCGAGGAACAGAAGGUGCAAUUGUCGAAGGUCAACAAAAAAUGUGAAAAAUGUGGCCAUGAUGAAGCUAACUUUUAUACCAGACAGAUGAGAUCAGCAGAUGAAGGGCAAACUACUUUCUAUACAUGUACCCGUUGUGGUAAUCAAUCUCAGGAGAACUAGUGGUUUACUUUAAGACUAUCUUUGGAAGGAAUGUACCAGGAAAAAUAGAAUGAUCUUUAAGGCUAUUUUGUUCUGAUAAUAUGCCGGACCUGGCCCCACUAAGAUUGUUAUCUGGACUUGAUUAUUAAUUAAUUAGCCUUUUUACCUUAAAUGAUUUAGGAUGAGAUCUUGAGUUUGUAAAGAAGUGAUGUUAUUCAGCGUGUUAGAUUUGUUUUAUUACUUCUGCUAUGAUUUUAA